CUAGAAGACAACCGGAUGACGUCGCUUUGUGUACAAAUAUUUCUACUUCCUUUCUUUACUUUGACUUUGUGAGGCUAUGGCGUUUUCGUCAUCGUUUUUCCAACCCAGAAAUAGAACAAAUCACCUAUCGAAGUUUGAAAAAUGCUAUUUGCUACUUUGAUUCUGAGUGUGUUUUUUAUCGUUAGAGAAAGCGAAACCGAUCAGAACUCUCUUGAAUUUCAAAGAGCAAAUGGAAUCAACGCUACAAUAGAUGGCUACCUACCCCGGUGUCCAGGGUGUGUGGUGUUUGGGAGGGAUCCACUGAUCGUCUAUGGCAAGUUUCAUCUACCAAGGGACAAGUGGCACCUACUGACGCGAGAUCGCACACGACCUGAACCAAUUUUUUUGGUCUCACUUUGCGAUUACGGCUGCGAAAACUAUGCCGAUAGGGAUUUAUGGUAUCAGUUUUGCAGGUUUGGAAAGAAUGUCUUCACACCAAACGGAUGCAAAUUAAUGGAUACAAGACCAAAAUUCUCCAUGGAAGAUUGCUACUGUGAAGACACUGAACCGAUGCUCUGGUUUGCUGUGAUAAAACCAAGCUAUUUUAAAGAGACUAAUAUGGUAAUCAGUGCUGUUUGGAAUGGAGAAUAUAGAGAAAGACCAAGAUUUUUUCCACACCGGAGUUACAACACUAUUUAUCUCAGGGAUCUUUUUGCUCGUGGCCAUAUUGUUAGGCCUCGACAAAGAUCUACGAACAGAUCCAAGUCCUGGGCGGCGGAUCUUCUGCUGGAGUUGACCUCAAUUGUCCUGGCCUUUGGUACCGUGGCUUUCUUCAUGUCUUAGGAUGAGAUCCUGUUGGCUGUUGUCCAUCUGGGUGUGACCAGGACAAACAUGUGAACAGAAUGGGGGAAAAAGCUCAUAUUCAAUGUUUUGAUGAAGUUUUUACCACAUUAGGUUACCAUCAGAGUUGGCUAAUGUCAAACGACAUGAAGAGCAUUUUGAAUGACAUUCUUUUUUUUGGUUUUAAAGAUAAACAUUCAGUUUCAUUAAUCUUGAAUAUUUCUUUACAUUUGGUUUUAGUUCUGGGUACACACAGUAUGUUAAAACAUUAUGCUAUUUUACACAUUGACUUGCAAGCACAUUUCUAUAUAUGUAUUUAUUUUAAUGUAUAUAUAUAUAUAU
This is a messenger RNA of Physella acuta, 1161 nucleotides long. RefSeq lists its product as uncharacterized. Lineage: Eukaryota; Metazoa; Mollusca; Gastropoda; Physidae. The record is from RefSeq and is a predicted model, not a curated record.